UGUAUUUAAGCCCAAGUCUCCAUCCCCACUUCGUCUUCUUCCCUAAAUCGCAAUUCCCCUCUGCAAUUCUGAUUGCUUCUACUCAUACCUCAUAAACUAAUCAUUGAUGUGGAUGAAGAAGCUUCUCCACUCCACACGAAUCCCAGCAAUUGUUUCUCGUGCAAUCAAUUCCACAGAUUUAACCUCUUCUGUUUGCAUCGCUACUCUUCAUGAUUCUGCGAUUUUCAGCUCUCCUCUCUCCUCCCUCUCUCUCAGCAGCCUCCAACGAAGAUCGUCGCCAAACCUAACCAGUAUCCUUUCCAGAGAAAACGCAAUUUUCUUUGUAAAAGAUAAGAGCCCUUUCUCAUCGCUCUCAGAGGACGCCAAACUUUACUGCUGGAACUGCGCCACCAAGGCCGACGAUGCGACGUCGUUCCUCUUCUGCCAAGCCUGUCGCAGCGUCCAACCGGUCAAUCAAUCCAUCGAUUAUUUCCAAAUUUUCGGCCUAGGAAGGAGAUACAGUAUUGAGGAUGGGGAAUUAGAGAAGAAGUACAAAGAUUGGCAAAAGAAACUUCAUCCGGAUUUGGUUCAUUCUAAAACGCAGAGGGAGAGGGAUUAUGCGGCUGAGCAGUCUGCUCGGGUUAUAGAUGCGUAUCGGACACUUGCUGACCCAUUGUCGAGGGCAAUCUACAUUAUGAAGUUGGAAGGUGUGCCAGUUGACGAAGAAGAAAGGAUCACUGAUCCAGAACUACUUGCAGAGAUCAUGGAAUUAAGGGAGGCUGUUGAUGAAGCAGAAGAUGCUCAGACAUUAAAUCAAAUACAGGCUCAGUUGCAAGAAAAAUUGAGAGAUUGGUCCAAGUCAUUUGAAGAUGCAUAUUUGAGGAAAAACUUUGAAGAUGGUCUGGCUUCAAUUCGCAGAAUGACUUACUACAAACGUGCCAAUGAAGAAAUUGUGAAGAAACUUUAAAUACUGGCACUAUGCUCUCUAUGAUGUUGUUUACGGCCACUUGUGUUAUUCUUAGUAAUGACGUAUAAUGCACCCUUGUAUCCAAGUGCGUGUUCAAUUCUGUAAUACACAUUUGCUCUCAUUUUGAUUCUUUUAUCUAUUUUUUUUUCCUUUCUA
Salvia hispanica is the source of this 1102-nucleotide messenger RNA. RefSeq names its product DNAJ heat shock N-terminal domain-containing protein. NCBI's taxonomy places the organism in Eukaryota, Viridiplantae, Streptophyta, Magnoliopsida, Lamiales, Lamiaceae. The record is from RefSeq and is a predicted model, not a curated record. Gene Ontology annotation, biological process: [2Fe-2S] cluster assembly; protein complex oligomerization. Gene Ontology annotation, molecular function: ATPase activator activity; protein-folding chaperone binding.